Molecule: messenger RNA, 534 nt
Organism: Ylistrum balloti
Lineage: Eukaryota; Metazoa; Mollusca; Bivalvia; Pectinida; Pectinidae
Product: perlucin-like
Exons: 5
Coding region: 1-534 (177 amino acids)
Source: RefSeq, a predicted model, not a curated record
AUGACGGCUUUGGCCUUGUUGUUGGUCGUAUCCCAGCUGUAUAUAGCUUUCGGUUCCUUAAACACAACUUCCCAAGGAAGCUGCAGACAUGGAUGGAUUAGCUUCCAAGAAUCCUGUUACCUCUUUUCACACACUAUGAUGUCAUGGCCUGACGCUGAAGAAGCAUGUGAGAUUCUCCACAGUAAUUUGGCAACCGUCCAGACAGAAGAACAGCAACAGUUUCUCAAGUCUUACUUGAAUACAGUACACGCGAAAGAUUAUCCGCUCUUCGCAUACUGGAUCGACGGGAACGAUCUGGAGUUUGCACACGAGUGGCAAUGGUCUUCGAUUGGUCAACCACUCAACUACACUGACUGGGGGCCUGGUGAACCUAGCAAGCUCCCCAACGAAAAUUGUCUUCUCCUCUGGGGACCAUUCCAUUUUAAAAUGGGGGACUAUGGCUGUUACAAUCUUCGACACUUCAUUUGCCAACAAAGAUCUCCCGUCGCACCGCCAACGAAUUCCAUCAAUGGAUGGGUUGCGUUCGGACGUUGA